AUGGCCGUCGCUGACACUGCGGCUGACAGCAACAUGGUGGUGACACUGAAGAUCGAGAAGAGUCCGUUGAUGGUGAGUUACCAGCUGAGUUACGAGAAGGACGUGGUAGGGGGCGUGUCUGAGGACGUGUUCGAUUAUUCAUGGGCUAGCGCGGUGGGUGGUGGAUCGCACGCGUUCGAAGACGCUCCGGAUUUUGACCCUACCCGAUGCGACCGUCCGAGUGAAGGGUUGGCUGAUUUGUUGAGCAGCAGCACGCCACCGGAGACGCGAAGUUUGCUCAAAGGCGGACGGGUUUGCGGCUGCACUGACACGGGAUGGGGAUCUUCGCACUAUACAGGAACGCAGCGUUCGGACCUCAACUGUAAUGCUUGGCCGGCGGUGUUCCGACCCAGCAGUACCCUCUGGGCCAGUCGCCAUUGCCCCCGUCUCGCCGGUCCCCUUUAUGAAGCCUACGCCAUCCGAGAUUGGAAAUGGGACUACGAACUCAAAGUCACCAUGGCUUGGACCGCCGGCGAUGGACAACCUAAGGAACGCGUCUACCUCCUCGACUGGGCGAAGCCUGAGGCCCGAGAUGAUGAACUGGACUUCCACUUUAAAAUUAUCUUUAGCCUGCCCAAAUUCGGCAACCAACCACCAGACCUUCACGCCACGCACUACUUACUCGUGCCCAAGAACGCCACAGCACUCGACGACCUUAACGACGUCGGCAGCGAGCUGGAGGAGGCAUGGCGCCAGACUUCUCGGCGCCACAAGGACAUGGUGGUUACUCGUAUGACGGAGGCGGAGCGAUUGCUGGACGCAAAACGGCAACGAAGUUUGUUGGUGCCGAAGGAACGCGUGGAUCUGAGCGGUCGUUCUUGCGAUAAAGUUGGAGUGUCACUCUUGACCUGGGCGCACGAGGUGGUGGGGGUGGAUUACCGCGAGCCGUCGUGGGUGGGUAAGCCGGACUUUUGUGGGACCAAGGCGGGUACCUGCACACAUCUGCAACCCAAUGACCUGCUGGCUGCCGACCGGCAACUCGUCCGAGAGAACAAACCCCCCUCCUACCUCCUCGAGUACCAGACGCUUGACGGCUGGUCCGCCGUUGGUCCCUAUCUUCUCUCAGAUCGCAAACUGCUGCAGUCGACCGGCCAAAUUGCUGCGUCCGGUGACAAGAUACUCCAAGCUGCAACUCCGCGCAUGGCGUCCGUGGUGGCGUGGCCCACGUCGCAGCAGCAUAGCACGCAGUUGGAGGUGUCAUUGAACUCAACGGACAUUGCCUGGUUACCUGCGGUGGCUGUCGGCGAAAUCGAUGACCUGCUGGUCCACGUACAGAAACCAGGUACCGUCACUCAAGUUUUAGCCGUGGUCCGAAAUAAAGAGGACUACGAUGCCAAGUUUACUCUCUCCAUGCCCGAGUGUACCCUUUCCCAAGAAGCCGCCUCCGACGGCGCGCCCCUGCACCAGGUCCUCGGCCCCGCCCGAGUCGGAGAAUCUACUCAGGGCAAGUCCGAGUUGGGGUCGGACUUGGACUCAGGGCCGACUCUAGGAUCAGAGUCUGAGUCGACCCUAGCCCUAGGGUCAGAGUCGGAGGCGCUGGUGAGUACGGGAGGGUCGCCGUUGGUGUUGCGCGCAAGUCCCGUUAGUAAGACGUUGAAGGGACCCAAGGCGGAAGUGAUGGUCCUCACAUUGGAGCGGCUCACGGGGCACUCAUACGCCGUGUACUCUUGUGCUCUCUCGCUGCUCAACAGCCAGGGAAGCGUGCUCACUUCGCGCACAGUAGAUGUCGAAUUCAGUGCACGCGAAGCACCCGUGGCCGCACUCGAGAAACCUCUAGACUCUCACAACAACGUCACCAACUACCGCGUUCAUCCCGGCAGCCUGGAUGCACUGCCUUACGACACACACACCUAUCUUGUCGGCGGUUGGCUCGCCGGCUACAGCCAACCCCCCGGCGCCACCGAGUGUAAUUGCGAGCUUUGGAACCUCUGGUGCUACGCUGCCAACAGUCAGUCCCCACCCUUCAACCCCACCCCCCUACCCCACUUCCGUAUACCACCCCUACCCCACUUCCGUAUACCACCCCUACCCCACUUCCGUAUACCACCCCUACCCCAUUUCCGUAUACCCCUACCCCGCAAACGCCGGCCCUGUUAG
Molecule: messenger RNA, 2136 nt
Organism: Gregarina niphandrodes
Lineage: Eukaryota; Apicomplexa; Conoidasida; Eugregarinorida; Gregarinidae
Product: male gamete fusion factor
Exons: 2
Coding region: 1-2136 (711 amino acids)
Source: RefSeq, a predicted model, not a curated record